Molecule: messenger RNA, 420 nt
Organism: Necator americanus (New World hookworm)
Lineage: Eukaryota; Metazoa; Nematoda; Chromadorea; Rhabditida; Ancylostomatidae
Exons: 2
Coding region: 1-420 (139 amino acids)
Source: RefSeq, a predicted model, not a curated record
AUGACGGAUAGGGUGCUAAUCGCAGACCAAAAGCGACCUUGUGCCUGCCCUGAAACGCAGGUGGAUUCAGGGGAUGGACUCCCUGUUUCUGCUGUGCCAGGACUGAGUCAUAAAAUCCUUUACGACUUCAUCGGACCGACUGAGAAGAGACGACACCAACCACUGAACGGCGCAUAUGAAAGUGGAGAUGAAGUGUUCUUAGUAACACACGACAGUAGAGGGUUGGUGUCCUCAUCGAUACGGGUAAAAAAUAUCGACUGUUUCGAACAACUUACGACCCAAAUCGGACGUCUGCAAAUGAGAAAAUGUGGUCCAAAGCUAGCUUUCACAAUUUUCGUCGCUUACGCUCCAACAUCAAGCUACGAAGAAGAAGAAGUCGAAGCUUUCUACAUGGACCUAGAGAAGUUCCAUACCUUGUAA